AUGAAUUUGAUAAAGAGAUUUGAGAAAUCUUUCGGGGGGUUGUACCUUGGAGAGCAGGUUCGGUUGACUCUCUUGAAGCUUAUAGAUGGAGGGUGUCUAUUUAAUGGAAAGUCCUCCCCAGAGCUGAUGAAGAGAUGGGGGUUUACUACUUUCAAUGUCACAUCUAUUGAAGCAGACAAUGAGACUUCGGAGAGAACCUGGUCCGUCCUGCAGGCCUUUGGUUUGGCAGACAGAGCAACAGAGGAGGAUGUAUCACUGGUGAGAGAGGUCUGUGCCAUUGUGUCGGAGAGGGGGAGCAAAAUAGUGGCGGCUGCAUUAGCGGUUCUUUUGAACCAUAUACACUUGCUUGAAGUAACCAUAGCUUUUGAUGGAUCUUUGUUUGAGAAGCACCCAAAGUAUAGGGUCCACAUAGCAGAUCUAUUAGCUAAACAAGUUCCAACUACAAAGACAAAGUUGAUUUUGGUAAAGGACGGGAGCGGACAAGGCGCAGCAUUUGUGGCCGCCGUAGAAUACAAACAGCCUUAAACAAACCA
Messenger RNA from Saccostrea cuccullata (small rock oyster), 533 nucleotides. Its product is annotated as hexokinase type 2-like. Lineage: Eukaryota; Metazoa; Mollusca; Bivalvia; Ostreida; Ostreidae. Gene Ontology annotation, biological process: carbohydrate phosphorylation; glucose metabolic process; glycolytic process. Gene Ontology annotation, molecular function: ATP binding; glucokinase activity; fructokinase activity. The transcript is spliced from 5 exons. The record is from RefSeq and is a predicted model, not a curated record. The coding region runs from base 1 to 525 and encodes 174 amino acids. Gene Ontology annotation, cellular component: cytosol; mitochondrion.